AUGGCUGAUGGCCAGCUCACUGGAUCUGACAGGGCUGUGUACACAGGGGAACUAAGAAAGAAAUUAAUUCAGAUCCAUCAGUUAAAUGACCUCUGCACUGAUUUGGCUCAGAACACCAUCCCUGUAUCCCCAGAGCUAAAUGGGAAGCUGACUUGCAUGGCCUUCCGUGUUCCUGUCCCCAAUGUGCCCGUAGUGUAUCUGACAUAUCGCCUGGAGAAAGCUGCCAAGUAUGAAGACAUCAAGAAAGUGGUGAAGCAGGCAUCCCAGGGCCCACUGAAGGGCAUCCUGGGCUACACCGAGGACCAGGUUGUCUCCUGCAACUUCAACAGUGACUCCCACUCUUCCACCUUUGAUGCUGGGGCUGGCAUUGCUCUCAAUGACAACUUUGUAAAGCUCAUUUCUUGGUAUGACAAUGAAUUCAGCUACAGCAACAGGGUGGUAGACCUCAUGGCCUAUAUGGCCUCCAAGGAGUAA
This is a messenger RNA of Cricetulus griseus (Chinese hamster), 474 nucleotides long. NCBI's taxonomy places the organism in Eukaryota, Metazoa, Chordata, Mammalia, Rodentia, Cricetidae. The record is from RefSeq and is a predicted model, not a curated record.